This is a messenger RNA of Brassica rapa (field mustard), 1787 nucleotides long. RefSeq names its product phospho-2-dehydro-3-deoxyheptonate aldolase 2, chloroplastic. Gene Ontology annotation, biological process: aromatic amino acid biosynthetic process. The record is from RefSeq and is a predicted model, not a curated record. Lineage: Eukaryota; Viridiplantae; Streptophyta; Magnoliopsida; Brassicales; Brassicaceae. Gene Ontology annotation, molecular function: 3-deoxy-7-phosphoheptulonate synthase activity.
UAUCGUCAUUAAAAAUCUCACCUUUUUCUUUCGCUCUAUCCUCCUCUCAAAGCAGAGAUGAUGACGACUCUCAACGUUUAUUCUCCCCUCCCAACCAAAUCGUUCCUCCCUCACCGCCCCCCUCCUCGCCGUCUGAUCUCUUUCUCCCCCGUCUUCGCCGUCCACUCAACCGACCCCGAGAAAUCUCCAGGCCGUCCGGCUAAAUGGAGCGUAGACAGCUGGAAAUCGAUGAAGGCCUUGCAAUUGCCGGAGUAUCCGGAUCAGAAGGAUCUCGACUCUGUUCUGAAGACGCUUUCCUCUUACCCUCCCAUCGUCUUCGCUGGAGAGGCGAGGAAGCUCGAGGAGAAGCUUGGUCAAGCCGCUAUGGGUCAAGCCUUUAUGCUCCAGGGAGGUGAUUGCGCUGAGAGUUUCAAGGAGUUCAACGCUGAUAACAUUAGGGAUACCUUUAGGGUUCUUCUUCAGAUGGGCGUUGUUCUCAUGUUCGGUGGUCAGAUGCCUGUUAUAAAGGUGGGGAGAAUGGCGGGUCAGUUUGCGAAGCCGAGAUCAGACCCGUUCGAGGAGAAAAAUGGUGUGAAGCUGCCUAGUUACAGAGGAGAUAACAUAAACGGAGAUGCUUUCGAUGAGAAAUCUAGGAUUCCUGAUCCUCAUAGGAUGGUCAGAGCGUAUACACAAUCUGUGGGUACCUUGAAUCUCCUGAGAGCAUUUGCUACUGGUGGUUAUGCAGCAAUGGAGAGAGUUAGCGAAUGGAAUCUUGAUUUCAGCCAACACAGUGAACAGGGCGACAGGUACCGUGAAUUGGCUAAUAGAGUUGAUGAGGCUUUAGGAUUCAUGGACGCAGCUGGACUUACCAAUGCACACCCGAUCAUGACCACUACUGAGUUUUGGACGUCUCACGAGUGUUUGCUCCUGCCUUAUGAGCAAGUGCUCACAAGAGAAGACUCAACGUCUGGGCUUUACUAUGACUGCUCUGCUCACAUGGUUUGGGUUGGGGAACGAACUCGCCAACUCGACGGUGCUCAUGUUGAGUUCUUGAGGGGAAUCGCUAACCCCCUUGGAAUCAAGGCGAGUGAUAAGAUGGUUCCUAGUGAACUGGUGGAGCUGAUAGAGAUACUAAACCCACAGAACAAGCCUGGAAGGAUCACAGUUAUAGUGAGAAUGGGAGCUGAGAAUAUGAGGGUGAAGCUUCCUCAUUUGAUCAGAGCAGUACGUGGAGCCGGUCAGAUUGUGACUUGGGUUAGUGAUCCAAUGCACGGCAACACCAUCAUGGCUCCAAGUGGGCUUAAAACUCGUUCUUUCGAUGCAAUCAGGGCCGAGUUGAGAGCCUUCUUCGACGUGCAUGAUCAAGAAGGAAGCUUCCCUGGUGGGGUCCACCUAGAGAUGACGGGUCAGAACGUGACGGAAUGCGUUGGAGGGUCGCGCACCAUCACUUACAACGAUCUAAGCUCGCGUUACCACACUCACUGUGACCCGAGGCUCAACGCUUCUCAGUCCCUGGAGCUUGCCUUCGUCAUCGCUGAGCGUCUGCGUAAGAGAAGACUCAGUUCAGGGAGCCUUCUGUCGUCUAUUGGAUUAUAGAGGACACAAGAGGACAAUGCCCUUUAUCCUAAUUAUGAUAUGAUGAUGUGUAUAGAGUGGCUCUGUUAAGUUUGGCUUGUGGACUAGUGAAGUAAAACACUUGGUUUUUUUUUUUUUUUUUUUUUUUUUUUUGUGUUUGGUUAUGCUUUUGUGUUUGGUUAUGCUUUGAUAAACCGGUUGGUAAAUCAGUUAAAGUUUCAGAGUUUUUUUUU